Molecule: messenger RNA, 959 nt
Organism: Argentina anserina (silverweed cinquefoil)
Lineage: Eukaryota; Viridiplantae; Streptophyta; Magnoliopsida; Rosales; Rosaceae
Exons: 2
Coding region: 116-778 (220 amino acids)
Source: RefSeq, a predicted model, not a curated record
UCUUGUACAAAUUGGAGAAUUUCCGCGAGAAAUAUAUGGCCUAGAUGCGAACCACUGUGUUAAAUUAAAAAGAAUUUCGAAAUUGUCAAACAUUUUGGGAGGUAAAGACUCAAGAAUGAUUCAUCGGAUGAACUUGACCCAUUGCUUUACUCUGUCCAGCAAUCUUCAGAAUGAGGUGGCAAAGAUGAAAAAGAAUUUACCGGAUGAUUCUGUGUUAACGGCUCUGUUUUCUCUCCUUUUCUCAUGUUGGCAAUCUGAGUAUCAGGUCAACUUACCCGCGCGUGAUGAUAUUCCAGAGUGGUUCACCUGCCGCAUGCAUGUAACAAAGAAAGGACUUCAAGAGUGCAACUUUAGAAUUGAUUUUCCUGGAAAUUUCAAAUGGGAGGACAAGGGAUUGGCCUUCUGUGCUUCUACUGAUGUCCACAGAGCAUUUCGUCAUCCACUCAGAAUCUACAUUAAUGGUGUCACCAUGAUUGAAGCAUCCGAUGUACCAUGGAACCACAAGCCACGGUACUACAUGCCAUGUUAUGAUAUCAAAAUUGUGCAGUUGUACUAUAUGCCGUUCCAUGAUAUCAUAAAGCGGCUAGGUGAGAGUGACUUACAGCCGCCUUCCAUCUGUCUCGUUAAGUUUGAAUUUAAACUUGAUUCUAUGGAUGAAGACGGCAUGCUGGGAAGCUUGGGGGUCCACGUUGUAAUGCCGGGAUGGGAAGGCCCAUCUGUGAAUGGGGUUCUCUCUCAGGGAACUGACUCCUACUCUGAGGACAAUGCUGAAGCCUGAAGAUGACCAACUACUUGAUUGUGAGUAGGAUGUUGGGUUCUUCCUGACACUGGUAUGAGGGUUAUCAGUGCUAUUAGUUUUUCGGCUGCCUUAUUCAACCAUUCUGGUUGAAAUUCAGAAUAACGUACAUGAUACCUCCACCUAAUAGAGUAAUAUCCGUGGAUGAACUUUUGCCAAUCAC